Durio zibethinus is the source of this 1885-nucleotide messenger RNA. NCBI's taxonomy places the organism in Eukaryota, Viridiplantae, Streptophyta, Magnoliopsida, Malvales, Malvaceae. The record is from RefSeq and is a predicted model, not a curated record.
UUUUCUCAUUUUGCAACAAUUCACAUUUUCAGCUCAUCUUUCUUUCGUUUUCUCUAGCCGUCUCAUUUUGCCAUUAACCAUUGUCUCACUUUUCCCAAUUCUGAACCAAAAACCCAGACUUUCACUUUGAUUCUCCACCAUUAGUCCAUUAAAAUAUGGAAUCCAUUGUUAGCGGUGCUGCUAAUAAAGUUGUGGAAUACACGUUUGGUGUCAUCAAACGUGGGUUUUGUUACAUAAUAUAUGUUGACAGCAAUGUCCAGAAUCUCAAGAUGCAAGUUCAAAAACUGAUUGAUGCCCGAGCAAGUGUGCAGCAAGAUGUUUAUAAGGCCCAAAGGAAUGCGGAAGAGAUUUUUCAUCAUGUUAAUAGGUGGUUGACUGAGGUCAAUGAGAAGAUCGCUGAGCAGGCUGCGACACAAUCGAAGGAGGAUGAAGAGAAAGCCACGAAAAAGUGUUUCGUUGGGUUGUUUCCUAAUUUAAAGUCUCGUUACCAGCUUAGCAAGAAAGCAGAGGAAGAGGCGCAGGCUAUUAUUCAACUCCUGGGAGAAGGCAAAUUCGAAAAAGUUUCGUAUUCUGUUGCUCCAGAGGGGAUAGUAAUCAAAGGUUACAAGGCCUUCGAAUCAAGAACAAGUGCCAUGGAGGGGAUUAUGGAGGCCUUAAGGGAAUCAAGUGUCCGAAUAGUUGGAGUACACGGGAUGGCUGGUGUAGGCAAGACCACCCUUGCAAAAGAAGUUGCAAGUAAAGUCAGGGAAGAACACUUAUUUGACGAAGUGGCGAUGGCAAUGGUUUCACACAAUCCAGUCAUAAGACAAAUUCAAGGAGAGAUUGCUGACAUGUUGGGGCUCAAAUUUGAUGUUGAGACUGAUAGUGGAAGAGCAAUGCAGUUACGGCAGCGAUUGAAGAAUGGCAAGAGGAUCCUCAUAAUUUUAGAUGACCUCUGGCAGAAACUCGAUCUUGAAGCUGUCGGGAUCUCAUUUGAUAAUGAGGCCGCUCAAAAAUCUUCUACUGCUGGAUGCAAAAUAUUGCUGACUUCCAGAGGCCUCGAUGUGCUCCGCCUUAUGGAUGCUGAGAGGAGUUUCGAAGUCAAAAUCUUAUCUCAAGAAGAAUCAAUGAUUCUGUUUGCAAAAAUAGUUGGUGACGCGGUUGGAAAAUCUGAUGAUUAUCAACGUGUAGCGGAUGAAUUGGUGAAAAAAUGCGCAGGGCUACCAGUUGCUAUUUUAGCAAUUGCAAAUACAUUGAAAACAAGGGAUCUCUAUUUUUGGGAGGAUGCCUUGCGGCAGCUGCAAAGAUCAAUUCCAUCAAACAUAAAAGGGCUGCAAGACAAUGUAUAUUCCACUAUAGAGUUGAGUUACAGAUGGUUGAGCAAUGAGGAAGAGCAAUCUGUGUUCCUGCUUUGCGGCCUGCAUCCUCAAGGUUUUGAUAUUCUUGUCUCUGAUUUGCUACAGUAUAGUAUUGGUUUGGAUUUGUUGGAAGGCAUCAACACUGUGGAAGAAGCAAGGAAAAGAAUUGAUGUACUGGUUCAUGAGCUCAAAGCUUCUAGCUUGCUACUGGAGGGAAAAGGUUACAAAUGGGUGAAGAUGCAUGAUCUCAUUCGCGAUGUUUCCCUUUCAAUCGCCUCUAAAGAUAAGCGGAUGUUGGUCAUAGAGGACGAAAGUCGUAUGAAAGAACUAUUGAAGAAGGGAAAACUCAAUGACUGCACUGCUAUCUCAUUGCCAUACAGUAAUAUUCAUGAGCUUUCUGGUGUGGAAUGCUCGAAACUGGAGCUACUCAUGUUGCUGAAUGAAGAUUCUUCUUUCCAAAUCUCAGACACCUUUUUUGAAGGCAUGAAUGAGCUGAAGGUGCUAAAUGUGACUGGAAUCUAAAGAAGUUAGAUAUCCUUAGCUUUCAG